CAAUAACGCGACGCUUCCAGCCCCGACCGUGCCAGUAUCCAGGCAAACUCAAGCUGACUGUGUGGGGGUCGCGAGGAGAUACCACCAGUGCAAUAUGGCUCCAUGUCACGCUGGGGUCGCAAGUUCGUCGGAUAUGCGAGCGGAGCAGUGUUCUGCUUAUGAUCAUCGUCCUUUCCGAGGGCGGUUUUACACCUGGGUCCCAUACAUAGACGGCGAUUCUCCAUGCACCCUGAACUGCAGACCUCUUGGGAAGCACUUCUACGCUUCCCUGGCCUUGGUGGCAGAUGGGACGCCCUGCACCAGACCUGGUCUCCGAGCCAUCUGUGUCCAAGGGUCUUGUAAGGUGGUGGGUCGCGAAGCGGUGUUAGCAGGCAACACACAUGACAUGCGAUGUGGUCGUCGGCUAGUGUCUGGUCUUUUCUCCCGGCCAAGACUGCCGCUUGGCUACUCCUACGUGACCACAGUGCCGCGAGGAGCCUGCCGCCUCAACAUUACUGAGAUCAUCGCUAGCGAGAAUUAUAUUGCUCUCAAAAUCACAAACGGAUCAUACAUAAUGAACGGAGAGUUUGCCGUAAGUGCGCCAGGGACAUACGACGCGGCUGGUGCGCGGUUCAUCUAUUCUCGGGCCGCCGGGCUGGAUAUGGUAUUUGCCCAUGGACCCAUUCAUUACCCUAUUGAUAUUAUGAUACUGUACACUCAACCAAACCCUAGCAUAAAGUACGAAUACUUCACUGAGUCUCAGCCAGGUGAGCUAGAACCUGAAUCGAUUACAAGAUCACCUGACAUACCAUCAACAAUCUCCCCCAAACAUACCCGAAGACAUCACAGCCUAGACGCUUUUCCUCGACCAGUCAAUGUACCGAGGUAUAAGAACGUAAAUGUUAUGCAAGACGCGUUUUCGGCAGAGGAGCUUGAAGAAAACGUGGUUGGGGAUAGAAGGUUUAUCUGGAAGAUACUGUCGUAUACCCAAUGUUCGAGGAGUUGUGGAGGAGGAUUCCAGGUUGGCAAAUUCCGCUGCGUGGAAGCCAGCAGCACUGGUGACCGGGAAGUAGCCCCAGUGCAUUGCACAGGCUCCUCGCCCACCAGCAGACGGCGACGGUGCGGAAACGUGGCGUGCCCGCCGCGGUGGCGCGCCGCUGCCUGGUCGGCUUGUCCAUCCUGCGGGCCAGCUACGAGGACGAGGAUCGUUGGGUGUGUCCAGGAUCAUUCAAGGGGCAUUACGAAAAUAAGCGAUCAAAAAUGCCCAUCCCCAAAGCCUUCAACAACGGAACCCUGCGAGGUCCCCGACUGUCCCGACGUGCAACAAGUGGACAGACGGGUCAAACGACCUCGCGAACAUGUGGACGCGUUCCACGAGGGACCGGUGUAUUCCGUCGCCGUUAACGGGUCGGAGGAAAUUGGCCCGGAGUACAACUUCAACGCGGCCGCUAGUUGGCUGUUUACGGAAUGGUCGGAGUGUGUAGGCUGGUGUGUUGGCGGUGGCCUACAAACCCGAGGAAUACGAUGUUCGGAUCCAUCGGGUUGUACCCCUAUGAGAUCCCCCGAUGCAUCGCGAUCAUGCAGUCCGAAGAUAUCUUGUGAACCUCAGGAAGGACAUUGGUUUACUGGAGAAUGGUCUCCAUGUUCUUCCCCCUGCAAUGGGAAGCAGAUUCGCGGAGUCCUUUGCAUAGGAGGCACCGGUCGGCAUCUGAAAGACUCCGGAUGCAAGGCACCAAAACCGGCACAUGAAAGGGACUGUGAAGAUAAGUGCGCGCCUAUGUGGUAUUUUAGCGAUUGGAGUCAGUGUAUAUCCAACUGUUCGACCAACACCGGUGUCCAACGCCGGACCGUCUGGUGCGCCCGAGGCACAGGCGCGGCGCGCGAUGAAGCUUGUAUAACAGCUAGUGCAGGGGAUCGUCCUCUGGCGCAAAAAUCAUGUGUCCCACAGUGUAGCGGGAUAGUAACAGCUCCACCGGAGUUUAUAGAAUCUCAAAAGGUCGCCAGAAGUGACACCACAACAAGUACUACAACUACAACUACAACAGAACGCACUACCACCACACAGCAAUAUGAGGAAAAAGAUUGCGAAGAUAUGCUCAGCAACUGUGCUCUUGCAGUUCAGGCCCGACUCUGCCACUACAAGUAUUAUAUACAUAACUGCUGUUAUUCUUGCAAAGGACGGUAGGACAGUAAGUUAAUAUGUUAUUUUCUAUAAGUGGAGCACAUUUUCUUUCAAUUUCAAAAUGUCUUUUGUGAAGAAAAUUAAAUGAUUUGUUAAUAACCAUUUCUGCCUGUGGAGAUAUAUAGAGUAAAUGGAAUUUAAAUAUUAAAAUGUAAUAAAAUUGUUUUGUCCACAGUAGACAGAGGCAUUGGUUGGACCAUACAUGAAUUUCAUUCAUAUCAUUAUUACUAUUAUUAGCAAUGCCUGUCUAAAUAUGCUGCAUAAUGUUUUAUAAUUUAUUUAGUUAGAUACUCGUGUUUUGUAAGGGAACAAAUCGCUCGGUGUUUAAACAGGCUAUAAAUAAUGACGUAUAAAAAUAAAUAUAAAGUUAUAAUCCACAGUGAUAUUACAUGUAUUAGUAAUACAGACGUGACAUCACAGAUGCUUAAGUGGCUCAUGUUAUAAUAAUACCAAUGAAGAUCUACUAUUCGCAAUUGCAAUAAAUGCAAUCAGUAUAAUUAUUACGUUUUUUUUUAUUCAAUUACACUGACGUAUCUACUGAGAAAAUGACUAAACAUACAUGGGUAUAUCCUGAAUCAUAUAAUCUGGUUACGUAAGCGACGCUUAUAUACCUACACGAUGUAUCACGAAGAAGCUGAAAUAAUAAAUUUUUUGACAAGCAAUCUGCAAUCGAUGCCACGGCUCAAUCGGCAAAGCGCUGUAGUAUCGAUCCAGGUGCCGUUAGGUUUAGCCUCACCCAAGGCACACAUUUUACACCUUUAAAUUUAUUCUAACCCUGAAAUAUAAAACAUUCAGUUUUAGAAUAACAUACACUUUGCUAAAUUUUCGGAUCUUCGUGAAACAUAGUGUAUAAAACAUAGGUACUAUUUACAAUGUAUGUAAAUGUAUAAUAUGUGUAGGUAAAUAUAUUAAAAUGAGUAUAUUGGUGUGAUAUUUACAUUUUAUUUGAAUGUAUAAUUUUUUUAAAUAUUAAUUGUGUAGUACCUAAUUAAUAAUUAUUUAA
This is a messenger RNA of Leguminivora glycinivorella, 3164 nucleotides long. RefSeq names its product ADAMTS-like protein 4. Gene Ontology annotation, biological process: extracellular matrix organization. The record is from RefSeq and is a predicted model, not a curated record. Gene Ontology annotation, molecular function: metalloendopeptidase activity. The transcript has 13 exons. Gene Ontology annotation, cellular component: extracellular matrix. NCBI's taxonomy places the organism in Eukaryota, Metazoa, Arthropoda, Insecta, Lepidoptera, Tortricidae. Bases 95 to 2164 code for a protein of 689 amino acids.